CAUCACCGACCACCCGAAGCACCUCGUUGCUUGACUCGGCUCGCUGCCUCGCUCCGUUUACGGCGGGUCAAUUUUCACGAGCGAUUCCUAAUAAACCUCAGGCGCCUGUGCUGGGCCCUUGCGUGACUGACCUGUGUUGUGGGCAUGGGAUGCGGUAGGAAGUCAAGUAAGCAUCGGGAUUUUUCCUUUCCUUUCAUUAAUUAUCGCUCGGCCCGCCGCUCGACCCUGCCUGCUCUGCUCGUCCAUGACGAUUGUCCUCGUCGGCGCCCGGUGCCUUUGAACGCAAAACGGAUUCCCCGCGGCAACCAAAAGGCGCAAACAAAGGCGCAAACACCACUUACCAAAGAGGCGACCACACCGGCGCGGUGACGAGACGUGUCUCUCUUCUCUCUCUGCCUCGCGCACUCCCCUCGGCCGGCGCAUCGGGCCUUUCAUUUUUCUUUUGCUUGUUUUACCUAAACUUAUCCGUUCGUACCUGAACAUAGCACCAGCUGCAGCCCGCUGCAACAUCGCCCGCCGACUGGAACACCCUGCCAUCCCGCCUGCCUGACCCCCCCGCGACAGCUCUACAGGCGUGCGCUUGCUUCAGUGUCUGGCUGACGGGCCGCCAGCCUGACACCGGACCGGCGGCUGUUCGUCCACUCGUCGUCCGCAUUCGUACCGCACGCUGCACCCCGAGCUGAAUGGAUGCCCGACCCGUCUGCCCCUGAGCGACGACUGCGACACUCUCUGCAUCCCUGCCAAUACAUGCCUCAGGUGGUCCGAUCACAGCACGUUGCACCCAAGACGACUCACCCUGCCAUUCAUCGCAAGGGCCUCCGAACACUUAGUACGAAAGGUACCACUUCCUGUCAAAAACGGGUCGGGUACGUACUGUAACUGGUUCUCGGUCGCGACGGCGGCGGCGUCUGCUGACCCCGCCACCACCACCACCACCACCACUACCGCCACCACCAUCAGCCAGCAUUCAGUACCACCACGCAACCACUAAACCACACCUGGCCUCCUCCAUCGUCCUGCAUCCUCGUGCAUUGCAUCGCAUCACAUCGCGUCGUCCCGCGCCCGCCGCUCCCCCAGUGCUGCGCGCCGUGCUCCCUUUCACUCUUCGCGAGGGCCGCUCCCACUCUACUCAGCUCGACACCGUCGCACAGCUCCAACAAAGAGUCAACUUCGAUAGUCGUCCCUAUUGCCAUCGAUACCAUCCGCCCUAGGGCGAGUCGGCGCCUCGCCUCUACAAUAAGACUCCAGCGUCCUCUCGACUGGUCCCCCGUCUCAUAAGGCGCUCCCGUCGCGCCGUCGACUCGGUCGGCUGAGCUGCGACUGGGCCCCGUUGCCUCAUACACCCAGGCGCCGCCCGCAGGUCCUCAACUUGCCAGGUGGUGAUAUCCCGAACCGUCCGAGGCCCUGGAUCAAAGACUCCGACAGCUGUAACGGCACAGCUAUGCCUCACUCUCCUCCAGCCUAUCUAUUUGUCGUAAGACAUGGAAACCGACUCGAUGCCGCUGACAAGAAAUGGCAUCUCACCUCGCCAACCCCGUAUGACCCGCCCCUGACGUACGGUGGCUUCCUACAGGCGAGGCAGGUGGGCAACCAGAUCAGCAACUACUUGGAGCAGGCCAAGCUCGAUGAGGAGGUCUCGCAGAACGGCGCAGCCCUCUCGGCCAAGCGGAGACGCUUCAAGAUUGUCAUACACAGCUCGCCCUUCCUCCGCUGUGUUCAGACAUCCAUCGGCAUCAGCUCUGGCCUCGCCCAGACGUCUCCCGACUCCAUCUUCAGCCCCGCCGACAUCAUCGUCCCCAAAGCCACCCCAACCUCUCAGCCGUUCCAGUUCAAGUCCAGCCUGCUGCGCCUCGACUCCUUUCUUGGAGAAUGGCUCUCUCCAGAAUACUUUGAGAUGAUCACGCCACCUCCCGGCCCUGCGCUUAUGAUGGGGAGCGCCAAAGCCGAUCUUCUGCGGAGGGAUGAUUACAGCGCCUACACUGAUCAGGCUCCGCAACCGCCCCCGGAGAAGCCGGCUUCGAACGGUUCCCUAUGGCAAGCGUCUCCGAGUUCAGGCUCGUCCAGUGGAGCACAGACACCAAGGUCAGAGUCAAAUGCGGCCCUCAAUGUGUCCGGCUUGGCGUCUGCUCUGCCUGCUCGGGAGGCCAGGGGGGAGUAUGUUGCCCCCAGGCCGUUGCACUCCGUGUCUGGCAGCCACAAGAUCCCAGAGGGCUUGGUUGCCCACGCUCGAGAUUCGUGUAUGACCGUGGAUUACCAGUGGGAUUCGAUGAGAGAGCCUCUCGAUUUCGGCGACGGUGGCAAGUUUGGGGAAGAAUGGACGUCAAUGCAUACGCGUUUCCGCGGCGGUUUGAGAAAGCUGCUCAACUGGUACGCCACGGCAGACAAACCCGCUGACUUGGUCGCACAGCCUUCGAAAGCGACCGGCGGUGACGGGCCCGAGGUUGAAAAGGAAGACGAAGACAUCGAGACGGUCGUCAUCGUUGUGUCCCACGGCGCUGGCUGUAACGCUCUAAUCGGAGCUAUUACUCACCAGCCUGUGCUCAUGGAUGUGGGCAUAGCGUCCAUCACUAUGGCGACGAGGAAACCGAAUCUCGAUUACGAACAGAUGUUGGCAUCUGUCGAAGCAUCAGCGGACCCUUCAGGAAAGCCUUUUGUCCAGGUGGAUAAGAUGUACGACAUGCGGCUAUCCGCCAGCACUGAACAUCUGAAAUCCAGCGGCUCGACUCCUGUGUCGUCGAGGUCGCAAUCAAAUUCGAAUAUCUGGACCGCGCCAACUCCCGGCACGCGUGGCCGGACUUCGACAUUGGGUAGCACUGGCGGCCCUGUCAUGAGCCCAUUCAUGUAUUCGGAUCCGUUUUCGUCGACAGGCAGUCGAUCCACGUCGGCCAGCGCGGCAAUGGGAAGUUCUCUAAGGCGCGAGUCGGCUUCGUUCCGACCUACGCCGCGUGGGUCGGCUAUGGCCACGACGGGGAUAGUUGGUACUGCCGGACAAUCACCCGCUCGCAGCCGAUCUCCCGGCACCGGCACCGGCGCUUCAUUUGGGCUCUGGGCGCCGGUGCCAUCAUCGUUGCGGCUGAUGGAUGACGGCGGUGACGAUGCGGACGAUUUUGGCUCCAUGAUGCCCAAUUUUGAUCAAACGCGAUUCGAAUCCGCCGUCGCAGAAGACGAGUCGGAGGUCUCCUCAGUGAAAAUGCCAUCCACAGCGUCAGCGGCGGGCGCUGUGCCCCCGUCGCCAGCAACAGCCUUUCCGGCAGCAAAAAGCACCUCCCGCGGGCCAGUGCUUGCCGCUCCGAUCAAGCUGAACACGAGCAUCGUCCCGGAGAAGGCAGCUGAGGAGAUGAAGAUGUCCCAACUUGGCGGCGGCCUGGGCGGACUCUGGGGACACCCGCCACCGCCGGACGAGGCGGAGCGAUUUCGCGAUCUUAGUCUGACCAAACGACGGUGGACCGUUAACGAGCGAGCAUGAAGUCUGAAGCAUCGAUUUUCCAUGUUUGGCUGCUGGUCUCUGAUGCCUAGCUAGGCUUCUUGCUAUGCGCCCAAGGAAGUCUCGUCCGAAUGAUUUAAUACCCUGGUUUAUAGCGUUGUCAGUGAGUUCCGUUUGCGUUUUGAUGAGCGGCGCUACGGGCGGGAUUUGAUCUUGCACAGCAUGGCGGUGGCGAAAGGGAAGAUGUGUGAUGCGUGGAACGUGCGCGUAUCGCAGAAAAGGGGGGAGGCGUUCUCCAAGGGCAUAUAUGAUGGGGAUACCAGCGGGUCGACUAUCUCCUCUCACCUUGACGGAGCGUGCGAUUGGUGUAGUUCUUACGGCUCCGACGGCGGCGGCGACUGCCUGUAAAGGGUCCAAAUCUAAUCUAUUCAAUACUCAUGUAAAGAUUGCCCG
Purpureocillium takamizusanense is the source of this 3877-nucleotide messenger RNA. RefSeq lists its product as uncharacterized. Lineage: Eukaryota; Fungi; Ascomycota; Sordariomycetes; Hypocreales; Ophiocordycipitaceae. The coding region runs from base 1442 to 3466 and encodes 674 amino acids. The record is from RefSeq and is a predicted model, not a curated record. The transcript has 2 exons.